AUGGCAAUAAAAUGCCGUGAAUUGCUGUUACAGCAUUUCAAGCCGCUGGGUGUUACAGACACACAAAAUGACUGUAUGGAACAUGUAGAUCCAAUAGAAAAGUUAACAGUGAGGGGCACAUGUGCCACACCGUUACGUAUUGGUCUGAAAAUGAAGUCGAAUGCACCCCCAUCCAAUUCGGAGCGUAACCUGUUGUACUCUUACCAGGUGACCAAGCAGUUUGAAGGCUACCUUACAAGUGAAGAUUCGAAUAUUAUACAGGAUUCGUUGUCUUACAUAGAAAUCGCAUGUAGCUCUGCGACACCCCUUGAAUAUGCGCUAGGGAUAUGUCACGCGACAUCUGUCGACUAUGUUUGUCAUCUCUCACCGCCACUAUUGAACGGAACACCAGGUGAACUGGAAACGGAAGUAGUUCCCGCUAUGUUGAAUAAAACGAUACUGCUAUGCCAUACAAAUGGAUGCACCCCGGAAGCUAUAAAAAUGCUACACUCCAGCAUGCUCUCACUACUGGGAAACAAAAAAGCUAUUAACAUGCUCUCUCCGACCGCAUUUGCUACGCUUAUUGGCGUCCUGGAUCGGGUGGAGAAUAUACACGCUGAGAAGGUAUUAGAUGUAAUGAUUGAAUGCUCUGUAGAACGCAUGAGUUCAGCAACGGAGGAUGCAUCCACUGUUCGCCUCCACUGCAACAACUCAUUACAGUUGCUGAGUGUUUGUGUCAAGAAGAGCCACGUAGAUGCUAUACGUCUGGCAAAGUGUAUAUGUGUGAAUGCUCAACACCUGGACACGGAACGGGUGCCGCAGUUCCUGCUCCUGUUAACAAAGAUGGGGUUUAGAGACGGCGGAUACAUGUCGAUAUUGGAACGCAUCGCCGAAAAAGCAAUGACCAUGAAUUCCGAUGCGGCGCGUGUUCUCAAACUUGAAGUGAGUUAG
Messenger RNA from Babesia ovata, 930 nucleotides. Its product is annotated as probable receptor kinase, putative. NCBI's taxonomy places the organism in Eukaryota, Apicomplexa, Aconoidasida, Piroplasmida, Babesiidae. The coding region runs from base 1 to 930 and encodes 309 amino acids. The record is from RefSeq and is a predicted model, not a curated record. The transcript is spliced from 2 exons.